Molecule: messenger RNA, 1768 nt
Organism: Ziziphus jujuba (common jujube)
Lineage: Eukaryota; Viridiplantae; Streptophyta; Magnoliopsida; Rosales; Rhamnaceae
Product: serine carboxypeptidase-like 50
Exons: 1
Coding region: 121-1467 (448 amino acids)
Biological process (GO): proteolysis
Molecular function (GO): serine-type carboxypeptidase activity
Source: RefSeq, a predicted model, not a curated record
AAAAAGAAAAUAAAUAUUUGGAUCAUGUGGUGGUGAAUAUAUUCCAACUAUCAUUUAUUCUUUCUAUUUGUUCGGAACCUGAUAUCAGUAUCUUUUCAGAGCUCAGUCUUCCACUCUCUAAUGGAGUCGAUGAUCUAUAAUCUCUUCAGCCUCAUCUUCUUCGUCCUCUUUUUCCUUCACCAAACACCGGCCUCUUCGACUUCUUUCUUUCCCAACGAAGCCAUUCCAACCAAAUCAGGCUAUCUUACAGUAAAUCAAACCUCUGGUUCCGCCAUUUUCUAUACCUUCUAUGAAGCCCAGAAACCCACUUCAUCUCUCUCCCAAACCCCACUUCUCAUUUGGCUCCAGGGUGGUCCUGGUUGCUCCUCCAUGAUUGGAAACUUUCUCGAGCUCGGUCCAUGGCGGGUCAACUUCGAGAAGAAGGACGAAGAACCCCUUGCUCUCCAACCCAACCCCGGUUCAUGGAACCGGAUUUUCGGGCUUCUCUUCCUCGACAAUCCAAUCGGAACCGGAUUCAGUGUCGCCGCGAAACCCGAAGAGAUUCCGAGGGACCAGAACAGAGUCGCCGAGCACCUAUUUACUGCGAUCACUUCGUUUAUCGAUUCGGACCCGUCGUUUAAAUCUCGCCCCAUUUUUAUCACCGGAGAGAGCUACGCCGGAAAAUACGUUCCGGCAAUUGGGUAUUACAUUUUGAAGAAGAACACCCAGUUGUGGAAUCGCCGUAAAGUGAAUUUAGCCGGCGUUGCAAUAGGAAACGGGUUGACCGACCCGAUGACCCAGGUAGACACCCAUGCUUCAAAUGCUUAUUUCUCUGGUUUUAUCAACGAGAAGCAGAAAUCCGUAUUAGAGAAGCUACAAUCAGAAGCUGUCAAGCUCACUGGGAAUGGGGAUUGGAGCGAGGCAACUGAUGCAAGAUUCAAGGUCCUGAAUACAUUGCAGAACAUGACAGGGUUAGCCACUCUGUAUGAUUAUACAAGGAAAGUUCCUUACAAGGACUAUUUGGUAAAGGAACUUUUGGACAGAAAAGAGGUGAAAAAGAUUUUAGGAGCAAAAGAGUCUGUGGUAUACGAGGUUUGCAGUGACUUGGUUGGUAAUACAUUGAAUGAUGAUGUGAUGAAAAGUGUGAAAUUCAUGGUGGAAUUUUUGGUGAAGAAGAUAAAGGUUUUGCUGUACCAAGGUCAUUUUGAUCUGAGAGAUGGAGUGGUUUCAACCGAGGCUUGGGUGAAAAAUUUGAAGUGGGAAGGUAUUGAAGAUUUCCAAUCCGCUGAGAGAAAAGUUUGGAAAGUGAAUGGUGAGCUUGCUGGGUAUGUGCAAAAAUGGGGAAGUUUGAGCAAUACUGUGGUUUUAGGGGCUGGGCAUCUUGUUCCUUCAGACCAGCCUUUGAGCUCACAGGCUAUGAUUGAAGAUUGGGUUUUGGAUAAAGGGUUAUUUGGCAAUGAUCAAAAGGAGAAUUUAGCACAAUUUUGAGAGAAACAGUUUAGGAACUUCAUUGUUGCUUUUCAUUGAGAUUGUGCUUGUAUGAUUUGUAUCAAUUAUUGAUUAAAAUCAUUUCCAAGCGUCAUGUAUAAGGUACUUUAUUAGGUGAAUAAGAGAUUGGUGAUAUCCAUUGGCUAAUGGUUUUCGGUUAUUUAUUAUUUUAUAUUCUUCAAAAUAUGCACUCCCUUAUGGAAAUUUAGUGAAAAUAUGUGAAAUUGAAUAACUGUCUCGUUUGUAAAAUCUUCAAACGAUAAACAAUUAGCAAUGGUAUAUAACUCAUAAUUUUCUUCUA